This is a messenger RNA of Paramecium tetraurelia, 729 nucleotides long. RefSeq lists its product as uncharacterized. NCBI's taxonomy places the organism in Eukaryota, Ciliophora, Oligohymenophorea, Peniculida, Parameciidae. The record is from RefSeq and is a predicted model, not a curated record. The transcript is spliced from 3 exons.
AUGCAAACUUUGCAAUCCAUAAUCUAGUAAAGAGUUUUGUAGUAAAUAAAUAAGCAAAAAACAGAACCAUUGCAAUCCUUGAAUAUUACCUAUUAUUCAGCAACCAAGAUACAAUUGGCUUUGGACGAAGCUGUUUAAAUAGGCAAGGUCAUGCAAGGUAUUCAAGGUGUUCAUCUCCAGAAAUAGUAAUCCGAUGCAUUGAUUUCUAGCAGUAAAGUGGCAGUUCUUAAUGUUGAUUACAAUAAUCCUAUGGUUUUACCCAAAAAUGAAGAAAAUAAAUAGGGUCCAUAGAAAGGCAGGUUUCUUGUAAGAAAUGAGUAUGGCAGUAAAUUGUCCUCUGAAAAUAAAAUCACACAUUCAUCAGUUGUUCCCAAUAAAUACCAUAAAAAUUAUUUAUCCUAUGGCGAGGAAUGCAACAGGAUAAAAGAAGAGAAUAAUAGGAUGAGGAAAAAAGAAUAUGAUAAAAAAGUUAGAAUAUUUAAUUUACCAAAAAUAAAAACAGAUUACAUUAGUUCUCCAAAUAGUUUUUAAAAACAAUUAUCUGGAUAGAACACUGCAGAAGUUCAAAACUCAGAUAAUAUCAAAGAUACUUUGGAUGAUAAUUUAUUGUAGGAAUACAAUUAGUACUAAUUGCAAUAAAAAUAAGCUAUGUAUUAUAAAAAAUAACUCCUUCUUUGGAAUAAAAAAUAGAGAAAUCUUGAUAUGAAUGAUGAUGAUUAAUUUGACUGA